Molecule: messenger RNA, 1245 nt
Organism: Cylas formicarius (sweet potato weevil)
Lineage: Eukaryota; Metazoa; Arthropoda; Insecta; Coleoptera; Brentidae
Exons: 4
Coding region: 137-1195 (352 amino acids)
Source: RefSeq, a predicted model, not a curated record
CGUUUUCUGUAUUCAAAACGAAAGAUUAGUUUUUAUUUAAAUGGAAGAUACAAUUGAGUUUUGAUACAUACGAGGUGUAAUUUCUCCCAUUAUUAAAAAGUAGUGAAUAUCGUUAGUUUCAGUAAAAUGUGUUGAAAUGGAUAUUUGGAGACAUAAGUUUAGUCAAGAGUCCAGAAUCGAUUUAUUGGAAUUUCUAAGUUUGGCUAUUGAAAUGAAAACUGAUAAUGCAAAUUGUGAUUUGAAAGAAUACGAGCGCUUGAAAAAUUUGUUUACAUUGGAUUGUGACACAAAAUCACACCUAAAAUCUUAUGUCCACAACAAUAAAACUUGUAUUGACAUAUGCCUGAGCGAUGAAGACGGCUAUAACAAUGUCACAGAAACACAUAGCAAAACCUCAAAUUCCCAAGUGGCAAACACAAUCGAGGAAGUAUUAUUGUCCCAACCAAAUGUGUCAACUGAGGAUGUUGUUUAUGCCAUAAAAGAAAAUCUUGUGAUGAAAGGGACCCUUCCCAAUGGCGUGUUGCAAAAUUUAAGCAAAGCAAAUUGUGGGGUCUUAGAAAAAGUUUUUAAAGCCCUUGCCGAUAUACUGAACAUGGAAGAGGUGCGCUAUUUGUGGCUGUCGCUUCUGGAUUAUACAGGCAUUGAGGAUAGGGUCGUGCGCGUCUGUUUAAAUCUUUUACUUCUGACAAAGGUAAAAUUGGAAUAUUCUGAAGAGACUCAAAACAUAUUUUCAAGGCUUGGUGUAAAACAUUAUGCAAUUUUGAAAAAGCAAUUGGUAAAUGAGUUACAGGAAUUAAAAUCUCAAAAACUUGACCAGGCUAGAAUUCUGUUGCAAUAUAUAUCUCACAUGAGCAACAAUUUUAAAACCGAUUUAUUUAGGGAAUUUAUUUUUAAUUGUGACAAGCUCCAUCCAAACUAUAUUCCUGUUAUUGAAACAUUAUUGACCACCCAUACAGAAUAUGAUUUACUCAACAAGUCAAUUGAGUUUAUGUCCAACGCGGCUACAGACUAUUCGAGGGAUAAGUCUUUUGGCAAGCUUUUGUUUAGCGUGGUCAGGUUGCUGGACAAAGACGUCAUUCGCCUUGAACAACCCUUGAAACAUAUUUUGGGGACUCACAGAUCGAUUUGGAAGACGAAAGUUGAUAAGAUUGUGAUCAGUAUAUUCGAAGAGAGUCUAACGCAGAGCUUUAGAUAAAUUUCAUUUUUAUUGAAUUGCAUUUAAUUUGUUCCAUAAUGUAAUAAAAU